Messenger RNA from Sclerotinia sclerotiorum 1980 UF-70, 858 nucleotides. RefSeq lists its product as hypothetical. The coding region runs from base 1 to 858 and encodes 285 amino acids. The transcript has 5 exons. The record is from RefSeq and is a predicted model, not a curated record. Lineage: Eukaryota; Fungi; Ascomycota; Leotiomycetes; Helotiales; Sclerotiniaceae. Gene Ontology annotation, molecular function: dioxygenase activity.
AUGUCGUCUACAGAUGAGGGGAAAAUACCAAUUAUAGAUAUCUCAGGCUCCGUACCUGAAGCAGAAGUUGCCAAACAACUUGUGGAUGCUGCAGCAACCUUUGGCUUCGUUUACAUAAGAAAUCUGGGGAAAGAUAUCCCUGUCGAUGCUAUUGACAGAACCUUUGAAUUGUCUCGAAAGUUCUUCUCAUCUCCAAUAGAAGAGAAACAACCAUGUAAAAUCACGGAUAAUAUUGACCCUGGGGCUGGUGGUUCCACAUGGUUCUCCUCUCGACACCGAGGCGGCCCAACAGGAUGCAUUCUUCGACUUCUCUACUAUCCUUCCUUACCACCAAACUCUGACUACCAACCCGAUGUUGAUAUCCGAGCUGGUGCCCAUUCGGACUAUGGAUCUAUUACUCUUUUGUUUCAACGACCUUCACAACCCGGUCUCGAGAUCCUCCCUCCGUCUUCUUCAUCGGAGCCAAAAUGGACUCCAGUCCCCAUCCAACCACCCCCAACCGAAUCUGACCCCUCUCCCCCAAUCCUCGUAAACAUAGGCGACCUCCUCUCCCACUGGACCAACAACCUCCUCGUCUCCACGAUCCACCGAGUUAUCUUCCCCAAAUCCACUUCCAAAACUACUUCCAAAUCUACUCUCCCCCCAGAAACAGCAGAUCGCUACAGCAUAGCCUAUUUCUGCCAUCCGGUCGGCACCACCAUCUUAGAAAGCGUCCCUAGCAAGCGCGUACGAGAAUUCGGAGAAGCAAAUGGAGAAAUCGAACGGAAAAAUGGAGAGAGGAUUACAGCCGAUGAACAUUUGAUGGGGAGGUUGAGGGCUACGUAUGCGGGGUUGUAUGAGAAGGGAGGGAAAGAGUAG